CCCUGCUGUCAUCAAACCUAUAGCCAAAUCGAAAGUAACUUUGAGAGUUCUGGACUGGGAAUGGAAUCUACGUUUGUAGUUUAUUACUACUGAUGAGACAGUUUAUAAAGUCGGAUCCAUGAACUGUAGGAAACAACCAGAAACCGAGGAAAAAUAAAAAUGGAAAAGUCCAUUACCAGCAAGUGCAAGAAACCAAUUGUAGUAGCCAUUGACUUUGGCACUACUUUUUCUGGAUACGCAUUUUCCUUCAGCCAAAACUGGGGCAAGGUUUAUACAAACCACUGGCAAGGAGGCUCUUUGAUUUCCCAUAAAGCACCAACUGUGCUUUUGUUGGAUAGCAAAGCCGAAUUUGUCAGCUUCGGGUACGAGGCAGAAGACAAGUAUGCGACUCUGGCAGAGUCUGGAGCUCAUAAGGAUUAUUACCUGUUUCAGAGGUUCAAAAUGAUCUUACAUCAAGAUGAGGCGCUACACAGGAAAAUCAAGUGCAAAGAUUUGAGCGGAAAAAUGCUGGAAGCAAUAAAAGUGUUUUCCUACUCCAUAAGGUUUCUAAAAGAUCACCUAAUGGAAGAGAUAAAGAAGUGUAUGAUCAUCCAGGAAGCGGAAGGAGAAGUUGACUUGGAAUACGUGUUAACAGUACCAGCAAUAUGGGGAGACAAGGCCAAAAUGUUUAUGAGGGAAGCAGCUGUUGGUGCUGGAAUUAAGAAAGAAGACUUAAUCAUAGCAUUGGAGCCAGAGGCUGCAUCUAUAUAUUGUCAACACCUGCAGUUUGAGAAUGAGGAGCAAGAUUUAUCUGCAACAGCAAUGGGUGUAGUCAAACCUGGAACGAAAUACAUGGUGGUGGAUCUAGGAGGGGGAACAGCAGAUAUUACAAUCCAUAAAAAGGCAGAGGAUAAUACGUUGGAAGAACUACUGCCCGCUAGUGGGGGGCCGUGGGGAGGAAAGUCUGUGGACGACGCCUUCAUGAAAUUUCUCCGUGAUCUUGCUGGAGACAAAACUAUGGAUAUGUUAAAAGAGAAGAGCAUGGAAGACUAUGUAGAAAUUUGCAGAACGUUUGAAACUAAGAAAAGAACUAUUUUACCUGACAAAAACAGUCCAGUUACAAUGACUAUUCCACAGACAUACUUUGAAUUUAGUAAGGAGUGUCAUAAAGUGAAAGAUUUCAAAGAAAUAGUAGAAAAAUGCUCAGCUUGUGAGGGAAAAGUAAAGUCAUUAAAAGGAAAACUCAAGUGGGAAAAUGAACUUUUUGCUCUGUUUUAUAAAAAGACUAUAAACAAUAUCAUCAAACACAUGGAUGAUUUGUUUCAGGAAAAACAAGCUCAAGAUGUAAAAAUAAUCUUAAUGGUCGGUGGUUUCUCAGAAUGUGCACUCGUACAGAAGGCAGUCAAAGAACACUUCACACAAAAAAAAGUUAUAAUUCCAGAGGAGGCUGGACUAGCUGUACUUAAAGGCGCUGUUUAUUUUGGACACGUCCCCCAGGCAAUUUCAAGAAGAUCAGCAAGGCAUACGUACGGCAUACAAACCUGGCCGCCAUUUGAAAAAGGCAUCCACCCAGAAAGCAAGAAAAUUGUCAUGAACGGAAAGGAUAGAUGCAAGGAUGUGUUUUUUAAGUAUGUCCAGAAAGGCGAAAGUAUCUACCCUGGUUUCAAAAAAUCGCAAAUAUUUAACACCUUGGGAGUAGCCAAAGAUGUUUUGGAAUGCGCCGUGUUCAUUUCCGAAGAUCCAAAUCCUAUGUUUAUUGAUGAGCGUGGCUGUAGAAAACUUGGGAUUUUGAAAAUUCCUCUUAAUAAAGGAAAUAAAACGUCGCGGGGUGAAAUGGAAGAAACCAUGAUUUUUGGAGAGACAGAGCUGAGAGUGAGAGCAGAAGAUCUCUUUACGGGUAAUGUGCAGGAGGUCACAUUUGAUUUACUGCAGGAAUGAAUGUAACAUAGUAUAGAGUUUUAAGUAUUUUUUUACUCCAUCCUUUGAAAAAAACUACAAUAUGUAAGUUUUCCUGUUUAUCUUCCCUUUUGUAUGAAAGCUUGUCUUGUCUGGCUAGUUUUUGCAAUUUGAUAUUUAGUUUGUUAAUCAAUUUCAAAAUAGUUUGACUUUGCUGCCAAACGCUUGCUUCCUGAUGGAAAUCUAGCCAUAAGAUGUAUAUUUCUAGUUUAUUCAACCGUAAAUAUUUAAACCACUUACAGCUGCAUGUAUUUGGGCAACGUUUUUUUAUGACGUUUGUUUGAUCAUUGAUAUCUGUAACAUUUAAUUGGUUGAAAUGAUAUGUCCUUUAAAUACCCUUUGUUUUCCUCAAAGAUAGUAUGCCUUUCUUAAGAUCAACACACAAACCUAAAGUGAUGGAUUUAAAUUUCAUAUCUUUAUGUGCAAGUUGUCGAAUUGGACUUUUUUUUUUACAAGAAUGUACAUCAUCAUGAGAGCUGUAUAUAUGUACGUGCUCUGUUGUUGUUAAUUAAUUACAAUGUAUUGAUCUUGGUUGAACCAGAACAAUACUAUUCAUCACCCCUUUAAUGGUCGAUCGUUUUUGGUGGAUGUGCUACAUUGUCUGGUUUUAAGUAGUUCUGAUAAAAACGUAAAGUUAUAGCAACGUAAUACAUAAACUCUUCUUCUUCAACUGAAUGUUUACUUUUAUUAAUAUCAUGCGAACCUUCACAAGUUUCUGAAAAUUCGGUUUAUUCAGUUUAAAACUGUAUUUUUGUUGUUGUUGAAACCCAAUCGUAAUAAAUUGCUCAAAUAACAGUAUUAAACAGAUAUACAAUGCUAAUAGCAAAUCUUGAAUAAUUUUGUAUUCUUUGAGGGUUUUUUUUAGCAAUAAAUCAUAUCAUUGAGUUGAUCCAUGGAAUAACUUUAUCAUUGAAGUUAAAUUUCUAACAUUGUAUAGUAGGAUUAGAACCAUUUAAAAAAAGAGCUUGGACUUUUAGGUACAUGUAGUUGUGUCGAACAAGCUAAGUGACGUUGGCCUGUCUAUAUCACUGAUGGCCUUUCAGCAGUGGCUCUUUGAAAUCAACAAGAUUUGCCUGAACUUAGAGCCCAGAUUACGCAAUCUGUGUAUGUUUCACUACAUACCAGCGUCAUUUAUAACUUGUUUUGAUGCAAAGUACUGUUGAAAGUCCAAGAUUUGUUAAAGUGGUUCUAUUUACCACGUAUUCGCUUAUCUUUGAAACUUUGAAUUUACCAAAUCCAUAAAAAAUGAUACACACAGUAAUUAUGCUGUAUAUACGUCCUUCGUUUAAGAAACUCGUUUAUAACUGAAUAAAAUCAUAUACAUGUACAUGUAAUUUAUUUACUAAUUCCUCAAAAACACUCAAAUAACAUAUGAACAUAUUUUAAAAUUACAUAAAUGAACGUUAUACUGUGAUAUGAAUUUGUAAAUAUGAAAGUUUGUGUAUGCCUGUGUUGUUGUAAUAAUUGAUAUUCAUGUAUUGAAUAUUACAAUAAAACAUACUCAAAAUAUUUGAUUGUGAAAGGAAAUAAUUAUUCUAUUUCAUUAGUAUAGUUGACAUAUAUUCAGAAUAUAUGUAUAGGGAUGUUUA
Molecule: messenger RNA, 3524 nt
Organism: Magallana angulata
Lineage: Eukaryota; Metazoa; Mollusca; Bivalvia; Ostreida; Ostreidae
Product: heat shock 70 kDa protein 12A-like
Exons: 5
Coding region: 160-1917 (585 amino acids)
Molecular function (GO): ATP binding; ATP-dependent protein folding chaperone
Source: RefSeq, a predicted model, not a curated record